Molecule: messenger RNA, 2182 nt
Organism: Glossina fuscipes
Lineage: Eukaryota; Metazoa; Arthropoda; Insecta; Diptera; Glossinidae
Product: monocarboxylate transporter 9
Exons: 7
Coding region: 404-1921 (505 amino acids)
Biological process (GO): transmembrane transport; monocarboxylic acid transport
Molecular function (GO): monocarboxylic acid transmembrane transporter activity
Source: RefSeq, a predicted model, not a curated record
GGCUUUCGACAAAAAGUAUUUCGCUUGUGCACGGACGCAAGCGUUGUUGUUAGUGUAAAGAGUAAAUAGGAAAUAAAAAUGUUUUUUAAAACACAUUCCAAAAGCUUCUCAAAUUGAAACAAUGUAAUAUAAAAUUAUCUACGGUUUCUGUUUAUCAGCCGUGAAAUGAAAAAAUAUUUUUUAAUAGAAACAUUUUAAUCUUUAAUAAUAAAUGGUAUAGAAUAAACAAAAACUUGCCAACACCAGUUAAGAUUUCAGGGCCUGGCGUGCCUACUUCUUUUUAUAAUAUUUUGAGAUGUGGUGAUGAAAGUAAAAUACUUGCCUUCAAUUCCAAGUUAACGAAAAAAAAAGAAACAAAACGUUAGCUUCCCUUCAAAUAGAAACGAAAAAGACGGAAAGAAUUAUGGACGCAGAAGUACCGGAGGUACCUGAUGGCGGCUGGGGAUGGGUUAUUGUGGCGGCAGUGGCCUUGAUUAAUAUGACGAAUCAAUCGAUCCUGUCGGUCUACGGUUUAUUAUUUGGUACGCAAUUAACGCACAUGCAACAGGAAACAUUUACUACCGCUCUGAUAACAAAUUUAAAUAGUUUGGCUUUAAAUUUCUCCGGCCUAUUUAUUGGACCCGCUAUUAAAAGUUUUAAACCACGCAGCGUAGCUGCCAGUGGUUGCAUUAUGGUAUCAUUUGGAUUACUUUUGUGCGCUUUCGCUACCGCAGGUUGGCACUUUAUCAUAGGCUACAGUUUAUUCGUCGGCUUUGGUUUGGGUCUAAUAGCUCCCUCCACGUUUGUAUCCAUUAAUAGUUAUUUCAAUUCAAAACGUGGCCGAGCCGUUGGUGUUUCCCUUGCUGGUGCGGGCCUGGGGCAAGUUUUUAUUCCCCAUAUCGUACGUUACUUUUUGGAUCAUUACGGUUUUCGCGAAGCAGCACUCGCCAUGUCUUUACUAUCUUUAAGUGGGCUUGUAGGAGCGUUCCUUCUUAAGCCUUUAAGUGCUAAUAAUACAAAUUCAGUGAAACACAACAACCGCCAGCAUAUAAAGCUACUCCUUGAAGACUCGAAUCAAUCCAGAAAAGAUGAUAUUUUGGAAAUUAAAAUCAGUACAAACAUUGAAACAGGGCAGAUUGCCGAUGAUAAACUUUAUCGAAAGCAUAAGCAAUAUAUCACUUUGUUGCCUUCCAGAGAUAAAAUCUAUCAAGAGACCACCAUUCAAGCGGUGAAACAUGAAGCGCUCUUUAAGAAAUUAAGAGAUCGCCUGAUCCAAGCUUUAGACUUGGAAUUAUUAAAAGAUCCGAUAUUUUGGAAUAUGAUUAUAGGCAUGGCUCUAGUCUAUACAUCAACCAUUAAUUUCUCUAUGAUAUUCCCCAGCUUUCUACAGUACACCGCCAAUUUGAGCAGGUCAACGACAGCUGCUUGUAUGUCUAUAAUGGCCGGCGCUGAUAUUGUUUGUCGUUUGCUUCUGCCUUGCAUAACAGACAAACUGAAAAUUCCUUAUCGCCUAAUAUUCUUAUUGGGUACGAUGGGCUUGCUGGUAUCCAGAACUGCUUUAGCUGAAUCUUCUGAUUUUAUUACAAUUGUGGUCAUGUCCAUAUUUACUGGUAUGACCAAAUCGGCCACGGUCCUUAACAAUAACCUCACCAUUUCUGCUUAUUGCAAACCGGAAAAACUGCCUGGAGGUUUAGGUUUAAAUAUGAUCUCUAAAGGGCUUCUAGUUAUAACAGUGGGACAAAUGUUAGGUUGGAUCCGUGAUCUUACGAACUCAUAUGUUCUUUGUCUGCAUGCGCAAAACUGUUUAUUGCUUUUGGUUAUCGUUGCCUGGGUAGCAGAGAUGCUAUAUAUUUAUCGCAAACAAUCGUUGGCCAAAAGACGUGCUAUUGAAGAAACCAAUAAUACAACAACAACAAAACCAACUGCAGCUAUUAAAGUUUAACACUGUGAAGACUGAUUUUUCUUUUCGCUCGAAGCCUGCUUUUAAAAUGCAUUCGUUUUAAGUAUUACUAAUAGUAACAUAGAAUGUAAGCAGAUUUACAUUUUAGUUUUAACAUAUGCAUACACAUAAUAUUGUGAUAUUAUUCCCAUUGUUUUACACCAUAUAACUCAUAAAUAUUUUACGAAUUUUUAAAACUCGUUUGAUAUGUAAAAAAUACUACUUGAUUAAAAUAAGUUGUUUACUUACUUAUCUUUGACUGGC